Mangifera indica (mango) is the source of this 858-nucleotide messenger RNA. RefSeq lists its product as uncharacterized. Lineage: Eukaryota; Viridiplantae; Streptophyta; Magnoliopsida; Sapindales; Anacardiaceae. The coding region runs from base 1 to 858 and encodes 285 amino acids. The record is from RefSeq and is a predicted model, not a curated record. The transcript has 2 exons.
AUGUCGAACCUGCUGAAUACGUUAGAUUUAAAGAAACCUGAAACAACUUUAGAGUCAUCAGAACAGUCUCCCAGACCCCAUUCUCUUCAACACCGCGCAACGCCUCCAACCCAAAUUGAACUCAGCCGUUUCCGCGCCGUCUGCAGGUCGUUCCGCUUCGCCGUCCCUCUCCCCUCUCCGAAACUUUCUCCCGUUCAUUAUUACUAUGACCCCGGAAUCUGCGAACCCCCUUUGCACCUCGUCAUUGCCGAAUCGACUGUCUAUGCCUUUCAACCCCUUUCCCACGGCGCCCCUCCGUGGAUAGUCAAAGUUGAAAAAUCAAGCCAGGGAGAAACCCGGGUCCAGGACACCUACUCUCGCCGUCAUUUUGAAGAGCAGGAAAUCAGUAAGGGUUAUAGAAUCGAUUGGGUUUUUGAUGAACAUCCGAGGCAGUUUAGUGGGUGGAAGGAUAUUUUGUUUCAAAAAGUCGCCCUCUCUGCAGAUAAUGAUGAGUUAGCAGUCAUGGUUUUUCUGAAUUUGGAGUUGAUGGUAUGGAGGAGCUGUGAUAAGAAAUGGGUCGACUUGGGUUUUGGUGAGGAUAUUGCCUAUUAUAAGAAGAAGUUUCAUGUAGUGAUGUCAAAUGGGCAUAUUUUAAGUGUUGAUCCGAAGUCUUUGGAGGUUGGUGAAACUUUGCCUCCAUUGUUGACUCGUUUUACUUACAAAAGCUUUGUAAAUACAUCUAGUGAAUUGUAUUUGAUUAAAAAUCGUAAUAGUAGUGAUAAAAAAUUGGGAAAUAAGAGAAAUUUCUCUCUAGCUAAGGCUGAGAAAGUGGUUUUGAAUUCUAUUUUCUAUGUGUUUAGGCUGGAUGAAGAAGAGUAA